This is a messenger RNA of Sphenostylis stenocarpa, 1788 nucleotides long. The record is from the annotation of a GenBank genome assembly. NCBI's taxonomy places the organism in Eukaryota, Viridiplantae, Streptophyta, Magnoliopsida, Fabales, Fabaceae.
AUGGUGUCUGACGCUAGCAAGAAAAAGGCUGCACAGAAGAAGGCCGCCGCCGCCGCUAAAAGAGGUGGGAAGGCUGCUGCCGCUGCGGUCUCCGCUGCAGCGUCUUCCAAAGCUGCCGACAAGGUCGCCAACGGAAUCGCCGAUAUUCAGAUAUCGGAUCGGACCUGCACCGGCGUCCUCUGUUCGCAUCCUCUUUCCAGAGAUAUUCGAAUAGAGUCUCUAUCUGUUACAUUCCAUGGACAUGAUCUCAUUGUUGAUUCUGAACUGGAGCUUAAUUAUGGAAGGCGUUAUGGUUUACUUGGAUUAAAUGGUUGUGGAAAAUCUACACUGCUUACAGCCAUUGGAUGUAGGGAACUUCCAAUUCCUGAUCACAUGGAUAUCUAUCACCUUACCAGGGAGAUUGAAGCCUCUGACAUGUCUGCAUUGGAAGCUGUCAUAAGCUGUGACGAAGAAAGGUUGAAAUUGGAGCAAGAGGCUGAACUUUUGGCCGCUCAGGAUGAUGGAGGUGGUGAAUCCCUUGAACGUGUUUAUGAACGAUUGGAUGCCCUAGAUGCAGCAACCGCAGAAAAGCGUGCUGCUGAAAUCUUGCAUGGUCUUGGCUUUGACAAGCAAAUGCAGGCAAAAAAGACACGUGAUUUUUCUGGUGGUUGGAGAAUGAGAAUUGCAUUAGCUCGAGCUCUAUUUAUGAACCCAACCAUUCUUCUUCUUGACGAACCAACCAAUCACCUUGAUUUAGAAGCUUGUGUGUGGCUGGAGGAGAGUUUGAAGAAGUUUGAACGUAUUCUGGUUGUGAUUUCACACUCUCAGGACUUUCUUAAUGGUGUCUGCACGAAUAUUAUCCACAUGCAAAACAAAAAACUGAAGCUCUACACUGGCAACUAUGAUCAAUAUGUUCAGACACGUUCUGAGCUAGAAGAGAACCAGAUGAAACAGUAUAAGUGGGAGCAGGAGCAAAUUGCGUCAAUGAAGGAAUAUAUUGCUCGAUUUGGGCAUGGUUCUGCAAAACUUGCUCGCCAGGCACAGAGUAAGGAGAAAACAUUAGCAAAAAUGGAACGUGGUGGACUUGCAGAAAAGGUGGUCAGGGACAAAGUUUUGGUAUUCCGUUUUACUGAUGUUGGAAAACUUCCCCCUCCUGUUCUCCAGUUUGUUGAGGUUUCUUUUGGUUACACUCCUGAUAGCCUCAUAUACAAAAACAUUGACUUUGGGGUUGAUUUAGAUUCUAGGGUGGCUCUAGUUGGACCCAAUGGUGCUGGGAAGAGUACGCUACUGAAGCUAAUGACUGGUGAUUUGAUGCCUUCUGAUGGCAUGGUUCGGCGUCACAAUCAUCUUCGGAUUGCACAAUAUCACCAGCAUUUGGCUGAAAAGCUAGACUUAGAGAUGUCUGCUCUACAGUUUAUGAUUAAAGAAUACCCUGGAAAUGAGGAAGAGAAGAUGAGGGCAGCUAUUGGAAAGUUUGGUCUAUCAGGUAAAGCCCAGGUGAUGCCAAUGAAGAACUUGUCUGAUGGGCAGAGAAGCCGAGUGAUAUUUGCUUGGUUAGCUUGGAGGCAGCCUCAAAUGCUUCUUUUGGAUGAACCGACUAAUCAUUUGGAUAUUGAGACAAUUGAUUCUUUGGCUGAGGCACUGAAUGAAUGGGACGGUGGCUUGGUCCUUGUCAGCCAUGAUUUCAGGCUCAUAAAUCAGGUGGCCCAUGAGAUAUGGGUAUGUGCUAAUCAAACCGUGACUAGAUGGGAGGGUGACAUUAUGGAAUUCAAGGCGCAUCUAAAGUCUAAGGCUGGUUUAUCCGACUGA